AUGUCGGGCACGAAGAAAUCGCAAAGUCCCCAAAACAGUCCGGCCCCUAAGUCAUCAACUCGGGGCGUUAUGAACUGCAAGCCAUGUCAGAUUCGCAAGAUCAAAUGUGACAGAGCGUUACCUGCGUGUGGAGUAUGUCAACUCUAUCAAAGGUCGUGCUUCUAUGAGGGUGUUCCCAAGAAGCGAGGACCAAAGAAGGAAUCUCUCAGCGCUUUGAUAAAGCGAAUCGAUGGUCUCGAAGAACUCCUCAAGGCAGAGAAGACACCAACGCCACCUGGAUCGAAUGUUAUCAACACCGAUGUAAAUGGGUUCCAUUCCUACAACAACGCGAGCUUCGACACUUGCGGCUCUGCAUCGUCUGAAGUGUCUCCUUGCAGCCCUUUCCAUGAAGGUGGCUUUAAAAUGAAUUCGGACUUCCCAUCUGUCAUCAAUGCCGAGGGUCUGGUUGACAUCUACUUCACAUACUUCCACCGCAAUCCCUAUGAGAUUCUGGACGAAGAGGUGACGAAGCAGAAACUUAAAGACAAUCAGCUUCCCAAACCAGUGCUGUAUGCUCUCUGUGCCGUUGCAACGAGAUAUUCAGAACAGCCAGGCAAAGGACCAAGUAGUUAUGUUUCCGCGGAGACCUAUGCUUCGUGGGCCCAAAAAGAACUGGAAAAUGCCAAUGUCUCACUCGACAGUUGUCAAGCGCUUCUCUUACUAGUGACAGCAUUUGCGGCCAUGGGCAACGGAAGCAGAGCGUACAAUGUUCUCUCUCAUGCAGUCAGCACAGUUAUGGCACUUGAGCUGUAUCAAUGCGCAGAAGAAAACGAGGAUCAUAGCGCACCAGAAAAUAAGCUGAGAAAGCGGCUCUUUUGGACUUGUUAUGUCAUGAAUGUUUUCGUGGCAACAUGGCUCGAGCGGCCCUCUUUGAUCGAUGAUGCCAUAGUCAAGGCAACCAUUCCGUUUUCUAAUCAGCAAUCUCAAUCUGUAUGGCAGUCCAAGAAUGACUACACCUCUACGACCGACACUGAACAACUUUUGGACAAAGACAAGAGUUAUGGGCUCCAAAAGCUUGUUUGGGUUGCUCAAAUCCUUUCGGACACCAACAGAUAUCUGCUCAUUACAGAUCCUACGACGCAAGAUGCAUACGGCCACCGACACAAGAUCCGACAUGAUCUGGACCUCUGGGCAGCCGACAUUAGUCGCAAUCCCGAUUACCCACACCAACUGCUUGACGGCCCCGAGGCAAACGUCCUGCUUGAGUGUCGGGUGAUUUAUCACUUGAUUUACUGUCUUCUUCAUCGCCCCCUUCUGCCGUUGCGUCUCGGCAAGCCGGUAGGGGCAAUGAUGACACAGCACUGGAUGUCCGAGGCCAUAGAGAUGGCAUUCCGUCACGCAACGGCAAUCAUCGAGCUGGUUGAUCAGAGUUUUCAGACCAAAGCUUUGCAUCUGCCACCCUUCGUAUCUUAUUGCAUCUUCACAGCCGGGACAAUUCACUCUCAUGGAGUUCACUAUUACGCCAAUGAUCACAAUCAUCAAGGCUUGGGCAUUGGGCUUCCCUCCUUUGCCAGUUCUCCGAUGGCGGCAGAAUCCUUCGCCACCUCUUCUGAGCUUCUCAGCAAGGGCAUUCAGCAGCUCUCUGCUAUGAGCAAUGAGUUUGAAUCAGCGCGUCUCUUCAAGCAGCGUCUCGACGAUCUCACCAAGGAGCAUGCCCGCUUGCUGCGGAGUGAUGUAGCUGGCUACAACCCGCCCCAGUCGAACAGGUUCUUUCGCCGAUACUCCGUCGAACUCCGCCAAAAGGUCCAAGGAUUCCAUGCCGUCGAAUCGUCCGCUGUUACCCCUACGUACUCGCAGCCACCAGGAUCUCCAGAUGAAAAUGCCGCAAAGAUGACAUACUCAGCCGGAGCGUGGAAUGCAACUCAAAACCAUGGUGUUUCCAAAUUACCCUUCGCACCGCCAAGGCCAAGCAUCGCCAAUUCAGCAGCCCACAGUCUGGGCCACUCCAGAUCGUUCUCGGACAGCAUGUCUCUGAACCAGUCAUAUUCAUUUGCAGCAACCAAUCACAUGUCACAGAGGCCGCUGCCGGUGUGGACUGGCUUCCAAGAUGCUACACCAAGACAGAUCACCAUCCAUGAUACACCGGCACCGGACCCCUCGUCACAGCUGACUUCCCCUAUUCAACAACAGGAACAGGUCGUGGCUUCAAGCCAAGGUGGCUGGGGUGGGGUCAAAAGUUUUGCCUGUGGCGACUCUCUUGGUUACGAGGUUCUUCCAGGUUCAGUCGUGGCGGCUGGUCCGAUGUAUCAUCCAGGAGACGAGCUGCAGGGCUCGUUUGUAGCAUUCCAAAACUUUUCUGUAUUAUAG
Colletotrichum destructivum is the source of this 2346-nucleotide messenger RNA. RefSeq lists its product as uncharacterized. The record is from RefSeq and is a predicted model, not a curated record. Gene Ontology annotation, cellular component: nucleus. NCBI's taxonomy places the organism in Eukaryota, Fungi, Ascomycota, Sordariomycetes, Glomerellales, Glomerellaceae. The transcript has 6 exons. Gene Ontology annotation, biological process: regulation of DNA-templated transcription; DNA-templated transcription. The coding region runs from base 1 to 2346 and encodes 781 amino acids. Gene Ontology annotation, molecular function: DNA-binding transcription factor activity, RNA polymerase II-specific; zinc ion binding; DNA binding.